CUAACUCCACUGUGACGGAUGUUCACUUGGCUGCGAUGAAGCUACUUAAUGAAAGGUCAAGGUUAGCAGGAGCUUAAAACAAAGCGUUGAGGGAUCUGCAGGUCCCAGACCCCAGUGGAAGCACAACCUAAACAUCUUAACAUGAAGCUGCUGAUGUUUCCAUGCUUGAGUACAGUGGCAUUUACAAACCUUCAUCAUCUGUCUUUAACCUCAGCAGAAAGUGUAACGUUUUGUUUGCCAUGUCGUUUUCUUCUCGAACUGCAGAUUAUCAUUAUCUGUUUGGUUUGACAGCAGGAAGCCAUGAACAUGUGAAAAAGACAUGACUUUAACAGUAGCUGAGUGGCAGGAGUCAAAUAAGGAACAUGAGUCUUUAUCAAACUUCCUGCAACUGCCAAAUUAGAGACACACGCACACACAGUUUAUUCCCACUAUAUCUCCACCCACUACAAAUGCAGUUCAGUUCCUUUCAGUCCUACUUUCUGGAGCUGCGCUCUUUUCUACAAUGCAGCUUGUUCUCUUCCUCGUGUCCUACAUUGCCGUCGCUACAGCGAUGGAUCGUUGCCAUAGCGACAGGGACAAGGACCACCGACCAAGGGAGAACUGCACCAGCGCCGGGUUCGGACACGUACCGGAAGGAUUCGAACUAAAGACCAAGGUUCUUCUGUUUCCCAGGAACCGGUUCACCAGCCUCUCCUGGUCCUCCUUCCAGAUAUUUACAGAGAUCUAUGAGAUCGAUCUCACAGGAAACCAGGUUCCCGAGGUGACCCCCAGUCUGGGUCCAAUCCUGCCCAGCCUCAGUGUCCUCCGGCUGGGGUCCAACCUUCUGACGUCUCUGUCCGACGGCUCCUUCUCAGCCUGUCCUGCUCUGACUGAACUCUACCUGGAAAACAACUUAAUCAGCUCCCUGAGGGACCACACCUUCACUGGACUGAGCAAACUGGAGAUCCUGGACCUGUCUUCCAAUCACAUUAGCGUGCUUCCCAGGGUCAUGCUUCACCCUCUUCCUGCCUUAGAAACCCUCUACCUGGAGAGCAACAAGAUCAAGGUGAUGCCAGAUGAUUGGUUCAUGAAGAAGGAGGAGGUGCCUUACCUCUACCUGUCCAUCAACCCCUGGACCUGUAACUGUUCCCUGAAGUAUUUGCACAAAUACCUUAAUGAUUACGAGUUCAACGUCUACGUCCGCGAUGGCCCGAUCAUCAAUAGCGAUGCAGAGAGCGUGGUGUGUGAGUCUCCACAGCUCCAUAAAGGCAAAGCUGUAAUGAGUCUGGACGAAUCUGACCUGUGUUCAAAGGAAACCCCCGACAGCGACGCUUCACACGUCGUUACAGCUGUUUACAGAGACGUGCGUACGUGGUCCUGGUAUCGGACCUUCACUCUCAUGGAAGCAGCUCACCAUUCAGCAUCACUGAGCAGAGGAGAUGGCUCACGUUCCCUGAAUGCUCCUCUAAUGGGUUCUAUUACCAGCAUAACAGAACGUCCUGGAACCACCAUGAUUAUUCCUCCUGAACCUGCAACAUCCAAAUCAACUGCACCAACAGCUGAACCAAGACCAUGGGAAACCCCACAGAUCCCCAGUAAGACCACCACUAUCCCCAGUAAGACCACCACCAUUCCCACCAAGACCACAACCACCGCCAGUAAAACCACCACCACCAAGGGCAUCGCCACUAUGGCUGCCACUGUUUCCACUAAGAUCACCACCACCACCUCCAGUAAGGCCACCACCUCCAGCCCCUCACUGGGUGGGAGCGUCACCGCUGCUGAUCGCUGGGCUAGAACUAGAGCCCACAGAGCUGCAGCAGCUUUCUGCUUCUGGCUCUUCGUCGUGUGCCUCCUGCUGUGCAUCACGUCAGCAGCCUGCGUCGCGGUGACGGGCGUCUGGCUGUGGAUGUGGUACAGGAGGGUGUACAGGCCACGCAGCAAGGUCCAGGCCAGGAGGGGGGUAGGAGGAGAGAGAGUGGAGCUGUUAACACUCAACAAGGAAGAGAAGGAAGCAACAGGAGGCGUGAAGGCGCUCUAUCGCUCUGUUCUGUAUGUUCAUAGAGAAGAAGAGGCGGCUGAGGAGAAGGAAGCAGAUGGAGGCAAAGAACAAGUCCUCGUCAAUCUGCAGCCAACAGCAGCAGAAGGAGCAACGAGGGGGGGGGAGACGAGGGUGUACAGGAAGACGCUUUACCGCCUGAUAAGCAAAGAGGAAGCGAUAGAAGCAUGGAGGGUGAUGGAGGAGUGUCGGGUAUCUGCAGAGGAAGCAGGGAGGAAGGUCGGGGGCGAAGGGGGAGCGAGGGGGGGAGGGGCUUCAAAGAGGAGCUACAGUGUAAUUCUGAGAGAAGAGAGGGAGGAGGCAGGAGGAGCGAGGCAGGAGCUGGACUGGGUGGUGGGAGGAUGGGAGGUGAAGGAGGCGGAGCCCAGGAGCAGCUGGGGGGAGUGGCUGGCAGGCUUCCUACCCAGCAUGCCGUGGGGGGAGGCCACGCCUCCUGAGGACGGGGCCGCUCUUUGACUGUGAAGCGUAAAACUCAGCUUGUUCUUAAAUCUGUAUUUAUCAGUCAGUUUAUCUAUAAAUUGUUUAUGAUGCCGAGAACAAGCACGUUGUCUCACGCAAUAUGAAAGCACAACAGAAUAAAGACUGUGAACUUAAUGUCUAGUAUGAAAUCUGUGGCCACAGCACAAAACCAGUCUGUGUUUGAAUGGAGUUAGACUUUGUUAAUAAAGAUACGAACAGAGAAUAAAA
Messenger RNA from Betta splendens (Siamese fighting fish), 2725 nucleotides. Its product is annotated as platelet glycoprotein Ib alpha chain. The record is from RefSeq and is a predicted model, not a curated record. Gene Ontology annotation, cellular component: plasma membrane. Gene Ontology annotation, molecular function: protein binding. The coding region runs from base 503 to 2494 and encodes 663 amino acids. NCBI's taxonomy places the organism in Eukaryota, Metazoa, Chordata, Actinopteri, Anabantiformes, Osphronemidae. The transcript is spliced from 6 exons.